Molecule: messenger RNA, 6251 nt
Organism: Mya arenaria
Lineage: Eukaryota; Metazoa; Mollusca; Bivalvia; Myida; Myidae
Product: lisH domain-containing protein ARMC9-like
Exons: 26
Coding region: 134-2575 (813 amino acids)
Biological process (GO): cilium assembly
Cellular component (GO): ciliary basal body; centriole; ciliary tip
Source: RefSeq, a predicted model, not a curated record
UCAUUAUUUACUGGAUUCCAAAACAACAAACAAGCUAUAUCACAUCUUAGUCUUUUUGUCAGUAAUCCUACUUGAAUAAUGUCCAAAUAAUUAAUUUAUAUGGUAAACAAACCCAAGUGUAAAAUUAUACACCAUGUCUGGAAGUCUGUCUGUGGUUGCGUUUGAGGGUGAACUGAACUCCAUCGUUCGAGAGUACCUUGACUUUGGAGGCUUUGACAAGACCCUGCAGAACUUUGAUAAAGAAAUCUCGGGCAAGGGGAAGCCCCUGUCAUCAGGGGACAGUAAAGGUCCUAUCUCCCAGAAACAACUAGCUGCGCAGAAUGAAUUGUUGGAGCUGUUCCACAAUGGAAAGCGGAAGAAAUUCUUCGAUGUCUGGGCCGAUAGUUUGCCCAAAAGUGUACGGGAAAAUGACUCGGUGGCGGAGAAAAUAGAGUUUUACCUGAACAUAUACUUUGCUGUCUACCCCAUCAAGUUUGCCAAAGGCCAGGCAUUAGCUGAGAAGAACAUGCAGGAAUUUAAAAACUUCCUGGAGACGAAGGGGAAAACCCUGAGCCAGACAACAGAAUUCUUGCCAUUCUACGCCCUUCCCUUUGUUCCUAACCCGAGGAACCAUCCAUCAUACAAGGAGCUCUUCACUGACAUAUGGACAAAGGAUCUAGAGGUGCGACUUGAGAAGUUUCUUACCCUGGCCCUCAAGUCUACACCACAGCCUCGACUCUUUGAUCUCUAUCGAGGUGCACCAACUGAGGGAAGAGACCACUUUCAUCAGGUUCAAACGUAUCAGCAACAGCUGGUUGAUGCGGAGAGGAAAACCAUGUCCUACAUUAAACGCCAUAAUAAAGUUCAGGCAGACUACCAUAGUCUGAUUGGGAUCACAGCUGAUCUUGUUGAUGCCUUGGAGCAGACGGUACAGGGCAAAACUAUAAGCCCAGAAUACCUCCAACAAUUGUGUGGGAGGCUGUUCAGUGCCCAUAUGGGGCAAUCAGUAGACCUGCAGCGACCGGGGACAGCUGGGGCCAUGUUGAGACAGUCCGUCCACCAGGGAAAUGUGAGCAAGCUAGAUAACCCAGAGGAGUUGAGCCUGGUGCUGGAUUAUGAUCGCCUAAAACAGGACCUGCAUCGGACCCCUGACAGGCAGAAAUGUCUGCUGCUGCAGGCCCUUAGAUGGAGGUUGACCCAGGCAAGUCCACUGACUAGGGACAGCACUAUUACAGCAUUUAUACAGCAUGACUUGUUGGGGUGUGCCCAGCCGGGAAAACACAGGGUUUCUGUGCUUUCCCUGUUGACCUCUAGUGAUCCGGAAGUGAAGCAGUGUGCUGCACGGUUGUUCAACGCUUUCGCAUCUCUAAGCUCUGGCCGUACAUAUCUAGCCCAGAACCAGGACCUGUUUAAGGGAUUGAUGGACAAUCUUCGUAGUGAAGAUAAGGACUCCAUUACCAGGGAGAUGGUCCUUGGGGCCCUACAGAAACUCAGCUUGAGACGUCAGCUGCAGAGUGCGAUGAUAGAUAAUGGUCUGAUAGAAUGGCUGGUGAAGGUGCUGGAGGACAACGACUCUCUGUCUGACUACACACUGGAGUAUAGUGUCGCUCUUCUCAUGAACCUGUGCCUUAGGACCUCUGGUAAAAAGCGAUGUGCGCCCAACGCAAAUCAAACAUUAAAGGUUCUGAGUGACCUUCUGGGACAUGACAAUCAAGAGAUUCGGCCGUAUGUGAAUGGCGCCCUCUACAGUAUACUGGCCAUCUCCACACUCAGGGAAGAGGCAAAAGCAAUGGGUAUGGAGGAGAUCCUUCGCUGCUUCAUCAAGGAGGACCAGCCAGACAUGAACCGACAGGUUGAGUUCAUCAUCAAACAACUCAACUCAACUGAGGUGGUGGACGAGUAUGAGUCUGAUGAUGAGGAUGAUGACGAGGAUGAGGAAGAUCAGGAUGCGAUGGAAGUUGACUUGGACAAGGAUGAAAUUAUUCGUGCAGAGGGUGAUGAACAAGUGGGAGAGAAACUACUGGCUGAAUACAUUACUGGGGUGAAAACAAAGAAAAGGCCAUUAGACAUGCUAUCAGCCGAGUUUGGCCCGCUACAAAGACCGGUGACCCCGGGUCAACUGAAGGCUGCGGAAUUGAUGACUUCCCUGAAAAUCAGGGUGGUCGAUGAUUUACUGCAUACAGACUCGGCUAUGUCACAACAUGGCCCGUUACAAAGGCCAGUAACUCCAAGUCAGCGUAAGGCAGCAGAGUUGUCACGACCUCCAAGUGUCGCUGGCAGCCGACCAGCCACGGGCAUGAAGGACAUCACAAUUCGACCUCCUACACGAAGUGGCAGCCGCCCAAGUACCCAGGAGAAUGAGAUGAGGGGAUCUAGACCAACCAGCCAGAAAUCUAACAGACAGAUCACACCAAAGCCCAAAAUCAAGAAACCCGAAUAUGAAGCUGCGUUUGGGUCGCGGCCUAAGAUUCCACGUACGCCAGAUAUCAGCGGCGGAAAACGCCCGUCUAGUCGGGGGUCUAUAAGUCAGAUGCCUCCUGCUCCUCAGUUUUCUGAAUCAGGACCUAGGCCUAGCUCAGCAGGCAAAUCAGCUUAAUGGCCAGUGAAUGAACAGCAGGAGGCAGUAUAAGUCCAAGAAAAGCCUCAGCCGGAAGUGCCAGGGGAGAUUCACAGUUGAAGUAACAGCCAGAAUGUCAUGUGACCUUCUGAAUUUAGAAACUCACAAAUGUCAUGUGACCUUCUUAAUAUAGAAAUAGUCUCCUGCAACAAAUUGUAUUGAACUAGUGAAUUCUUGAUUUUGUCAAAGUUAGCCAAAGUGUUUAUUGAUUGGUCAAUAUUUAUCCAAUUACUACUAUUAACCUAUCAAUUCAUUUAAAAGUGCAAACUAGCCUAAAGAUAGCGUAUUGACAACUUAUCCAAGUGUAAUGCAUUUACAAGCAUAUAGAGAAAAGAUGCUCUUUAUUGUAUCAAUAAUAUCAAACUUGGAAUACAAUCACAUUUUCAGCCAAUGAAAUUGCUACGCUCACUCUUCCCAUACUUAAUCAUGAAGAUAUUACUUCAUGUCAUCUAUCUAUUACACAGUAUUUCUGCCAUUUUUUGUACUGUAAAUGUUGCUCCCUCUAUUCCUUAAUGAAUGAAGGUUUAUUAAGAAAAUUAUUAAUUAGAUUUUCAAAAAAGAAUGUUAUUAUAUUUAAAACAUUCAUGUAAUGUCAACUUUUAUGUGUGUGCACAUUUCUGAUGCUGUGAAAAAGUCAAGGAUAUGCAAUUUUUCCUCAACCUAAAUUUCCAUUUUCCCAAUGAAUUUCAACAUUUAUUAAAAUUGCUAUUCAACUGUGAGGGUUAGAAUUGGGGUCGGGUUAGGGUUGGUUUAGGGUUGGUUUAAAAGCUAAGGGCUUGAACAUGAAAAUAGGCGCACACCAAUCAUAAGAGAAUGGCUAUGAAAGGAAUUGUCAUCACUCAGAUGGCAAACAUUGGAAAGUCAGUAUCGUACUAAACAGUUUUCCUAUUUAGUUUUGACCUUUGGAUAACGUUAUAUGAUUUAAACAUUUCUUUAUUCACAGUCUGUGCAUUUAUGAAUGAGCACAGUUGUGUUGCCUUUGUUGAUGGAUUUGAUUUGAAAUAUCUGUAUGUUUCUCUCUAUUCAUAAUAUGUCAUUCUAUAACCAAUAAACUUUGUUAAUAUUAUGGAACACAAACUGAUUUUCUCAUAUAAAACAUAUCAUUUAAAAUGCCGUCCAGACUUUUGUCAUUUAUUGUUAACAAUGUAACAAUGCUUUAGCCACGUUUUUUCUCCUAGUAUUGUACGCAAUAAGGAUGUUCAUGUAUGUGUAUAUAUAUAUAUAGCUGAUGCACAUGUUUAUUGAUAAGAAAACUUUUGCUAUGGUCCAUGGUUUUAUGUUUUGUAGACAAUGUCCUGUAUAUGUACAAAUAUACCUGUUUUUUACAAAUGCUGGCUUAGUGCAGGACAUUUUUAUCUCAAUGUAGAAAUAGAAGGUGUUAUAUCAGUCUUGCUUUAAGCCCUGGAAUAGCUUAAAGCAUGAUUAUUUAAUUUUAAAAUAAGAUUUCUUCAUUCUCAGCUGGUGUUUGUUGCCAACAUGUUUCAGGAGAGUGCUGUCCCCUUUCCUUUUUUGACAGGACUAUUCUGGCCUCUAUUAGAUUAACAUGGGCACCCUCCUGUGGUACAGUCGAAUGCUUUACCAUAGAUAAUCACCUUUUUCCUUUGUCUUGCUGAUUGAUGUUUAUAACAUUUAACCAAAAAGGCAGUUACGAAACCUGAAACAAUUUCCCUUAAACAGGAUUUUUUUUGUCAUGUAUAUAAUAUUUAAGUUCUCCACAGUCAGGUACAUGUGCAGUUCAUUGCAACCUAUCUUUUUUGAUGCACUCUGCUGUUUGUAAAACCUUUUUUUUUUUAAAUUUUGAAACAAAUUGUCAGACUAAUGUCAUGAUCUUGAGUGGUACUUAGCUCAGUUUAAAUUUUCUGUUUUUGAAUUAUUUGACUGGUAUGAAUAUGACAUUUUCUGAAUGAAUGAUAGGUAUCACAUUGUUGCAUAAUUUGGCCUUUAUUUUGAAGAAAAAAGAUCUGUGGCCUUACUGCACAGAAAAGAGAUUUCUUUUUUUACAUUUAAAACUUAGAAUUGGUUUUUAAUAUGUUUUAUUAUCUACUUUUAUCCUAAGAGAAUAAUUUGUGUAUUCAUGCCUUGUAAGAUUCAUUUCAAUUAGGAACGCAUGAGAUAAGAUUCAUUGGGCAAUAUCGAGGGAGUGUGUCGUCUUUAUCUGUACAUCUCAAACAAUAGCAGACUUACUGGAAACAUCCCUGUUUUUGCUUAUUUAUGAAGUUUCUGUUUUGGAAUGUGAAAUUAAACUGGAGGAUUUUUACCCAAUAAUUGUGGUAUUUCAUGCCACUAAUGUUAGUGGCGGGACAGUUACUGUUUUUGAAUGGCGUACUUUACAUUUGUAGUCCAAACUGGUUUUUUUAUUGCAAAAGUUAAAAGGAUACAUUCUUUACUCAAAUUAUAUAAUUAUACCUCCAUUAUGAUCUUCGCCAUGAUCAACAGUAUUUCCUGAUGUUGAUCAUUCUACUAUCAGCCCAUCAGCCAUCUAAUAUUUAUAAACCAUGUUAUGUUGAUGUUCACUUUAAUGGAAGUGGCUUCAGAUUAAACAUGGUUGAAUUGUUUUAAACUAUUAUAGAGGAACGUUACGGCUUUACAACACAUUAUUACAGUUAAAUUGGUAAAUAAAGGAUGAUUCUCAUUCAAGGGGAUUUGUGAUUGGCAUAUUUAUCAUUUCCUGUGCAUUAUUGAAUGCAUUUGGAGAGCAGACAAUGUCAUUUCUUAUCUUGACCAUAAUUCAAAUUCUAUUACAUCCAUUCUUGUUGAUAAAUCACUACCCAGACACUGAACUAUUUAACACUUUGUUCUGUAUUCAGGUUUGCCAAACAUUUUUAGAAGUGCUGUUUUUUGCAUUUUAAAAUUUUCUGUUAUUGAUAUGAUUGUUUUAUGUGCCUGAAAUUGAAUUUUGAUCUAAACGAGUUAUAAAUAUUUAUACACAGACUGAUAAAUUGUUUUAUUGACAUUAGAAAGCCUUUCCAGCCGUUUGUCAUGUAUUGUACUGAAAUUCUGUGGAUUGUUUUAAUUUUUUAGGUUCUAAAAUUUCAGAUUGGUUGAAAAUUAAUCACCUAACAAAUUUCAAACAUAAUGAUAUACUGAUUAUCAAACUUAAUAUAUUGCCUUGUUUUGUCAAAAAACAAAAAUAUGUGUAAAAAAAGGAUGUCCCUAGAAUAAAACAAUUUACAGUUAUUUGUAUAACAUGUACUGAUUCAUGUGGAUUGUUUAAUAAUGGCCUAGUGAAUUGUUUAAUGAUAACAUGUUUGUGAUCUGUCAUAGUUGUAGGAGCAGCAGAAAUUUACCCAGUGAUAUUGUAGAUUUCAAUAAUAAGUGUGUACAUUUUGCUAAUUAAGUUACAAAUGUAGUCGAAAACAUAAUAAUUUGAGGUGUCUUUAUUCCACACUUGUACCUAAAACCUAAUGAAAAACCUAGCUAAUUUAAAUAAUAAUAAUGCAAACAAAAAAUGAAAAAUUCUUGACCCAGCUUGUGUGAUUAAUACCAGAUGUCUCAAACUUUGAUUUUUGCAUAUUUGUCUGAAUUUCUGAAAUAUGAAACGUCAUUUUACUUGACUCUACCUAUUUUCUUAUAGAAAAUUGUUGAUCAUAAUGAUUUACUUUUUCCUUGUGAUAUACUGUGAUUUUGUUAGUUAUAUUAGUAUUUAUUUAUUCUA